This is a messenger RNA of Cephus cinctus (wheat stem sawfly), 2307 nucleotides long. Its product is annotated as nibrin. Gene Ontology annotation, cellular component: Mre11 complex. The record is from RefSeq and is a predicted model, not a curated record. NCBI's taxonomy places the organism in Eukaryota, Metazoa, Arthropoda, Insecta, Hymenoptera, Cephidae. Gene Ontology annotation, biological process: mitotic G2 DNA damage checkpoint signaling; double-strand break repair via homologous recombination. Bases 116 to 2194 code for a protein of 692 amino acids. Gene Ontology annotation, molecular function: damaged DNA binding; protein binding. The transcript has 9 exons.
CUGCGCGCUAUUAUCAUAAACAAGAGAAAUAAAUAUUAAACUUUAUUAAAUUUUGAAAAGUGGUGAAAGAAAAAUUCAUUCAAACUGAAAGAAUCAUUGAUUGUUAACAGCAAAAAUGUGGCUAUUAAAAGAUGCAGAAGGUGGUGUGACAUACAUACUAACAAAUAAGGAUUUUGAUGUAGGCAGAACAUCUGGAGACCUUAUUUUAAAAGGCCACUCAAUCAGCAGAAGACAUGCAUCAAUUUCUAUUGAACCAAUUUCACAAAUACAGGCAGACAAAUUAAUCUCCAAAUGCAUUGUUAAAGAUACAGGAUCGAAGUAUGGUAGUUAUAUUUUAGAGAAUGGUAAUGCAACAAAGAUCACAAAAGAAGGCACAUAUUUGAAUAAUUUGGAUAAAAUAAAAUUUGGCCUAGAAAACCAUAUUUUUACGGUUCAUUAUAUUCCUAUAAUAACUGCAACAUCUGGGAUAGAUGAUGAUGUUAAACUAGAACUCACUGAUAUUAUGAACUCCAUUGAUGGUGUAAUUACACCAAAUAAUGUUCUGUCAUCUACACAUUUGACUGUGUCCACAGGAUUUCUAACAGAGAAGGUUGCUUGUGCUUUAGCUGCUUGCAUUCCAAUAGUCAACGUAAGAUAUUGGAGAGAUGUGCUAUCUGCUGUCAGGGGAAAUAAGCCAUUGCCUGAUUCAUCUCAAUAUACACAACCACUAAAUGAGGACAUGAUACAAAAAGAAAUGAAAUUACUGUCUGUAAAUCCAUGUCGUAGUAAACUAUUCAAGAAUUUACUGUUUGUAUUCUUGACUUCUUUGCAAUACAAUAACCUUUCACGAAUGAUUAAGGCAGCAGGGGGUAAGUGUCUUUUAUAUGAGAAAAAACCACUCCAUGAGAAAGAGCUUAGUGCUGCUAAUGUAAUCAUUCUACAACCUCCUGAUGAUUCCUCACAAACUGAGAAUUCCUAUGAUGCUACAUAUGCAUCGAUACGGAUAGCAUUACUGAAAACUAAGCGCAGAAUGAUACCCGAGACUGAUGUAUCAUUGGCUAUACUAUACUGCUCGACUGAAAACUAUUGCAAUCCGCAAUUUCACUUUGGCAAUUUAUUAUCACCAUCGAAGAAGCAGAGUUCACAGGCAAAUGCUAAAAUCAUACAGGUUGAUUCACAAGACUAUUUUGCAGUACAACAAGAUCUGAAUGUAAUACCAAGCAGUGGUAUACCUAAUAGUUCAACGAAGAAUAGUGAUUAUAUUCCAGAAACCAAUACAUCAACUAAUAGUUCAGAAAUUAUACCAGGAACACAGGUCUCAUCAAUGACAAGUAAAAUUGCAUCGAUGAAUAAAAUGUAUGAAGCUAACCAAAAUAUAAAUGAUAUUGAGAUUAGUAGGAAAAGUCAGAAAGGUAGUGAAAAAAACUGGCAAGUCAAUAAAUUUACAAAGAAGAAUAUUCCUACUUCACAAGCUCACAGCAGCAGGUGCAAUAUGAUAAUACCAGAAACGGAAGAUCAGUCAGGAAUAAUGGAAGAUAUUACAGCUCUUGAUGAUGAUAAUGAUAAAAAUAAUAGCAAUUCUAAGAAAAAUGAAGCAUCCAAGAACAUAGAAUCUAAAAAAUCCGGUUUAUUGUCUUUGAACACUAAACAGAAACGAGAGAGAUGCGAGUCCAGUGUUGAUUCAAUAGCUGGAUCUAAGAAACAACGAAUCGCUCUUGAUCUGGAAAAAACGAAACUUUUACAAUAUUUUAAAAAAUGUCCAGAAACACCAGAAAAACGUACAACAUUAUCACCUAGUCGAUUCUCAUGUAAUGUAGAGACGGAUCAACAUUUGAGUAAUGAUAAUGGAAGCCAUAACGUGACUAAAGCAAUGAAGCCGAAUAAAGCCACACGCGUACCAAGUCUUGAGAUAAAGCAAGUUCCAAAUGUAAAUGUGGACGAUGACCCACUUAGCGUAAAGGUUAAAACUGAAGAUGUCAAUUCCAAAAUUAUUAAUAUUAAUCCUGAAAGAAGUUUGGCCCGCAUCAAGUUGGAUAGAACAAGCGAUGGAUUUUAUCGAAGAGUACAACAUUAUUCAUCAGCAGUAAAUUUCAUAAAUAAAGUGCCAUUGUUAAGGAAGACACCAUCCAGUAUAAAGCCAAAAGGAUUACGAAUGCACAGAAUACCCAAAAAGAGAAUAUUAAUAAAAGACAUGUAUAUCUGCAACCUGCCAUAAUUUCUAACAAACAAAAAACAGCUAUGUCAACAAGGAUCAAAAUCAAUAUAUAUGUUACUUUACUUUUUAUUAUAUGAUUCCAUUACUGUAUAUAAUAUAUAUAAUAAAAGAUC